GCCAAAUGAAUUAUGUGGGAAUGAUUUAUGGACAGUCGUCGCUUUUUGUCCUGGGGGCUACCUGCGCCUCUGUCCUUCUCUGAGUUCCAAGAACCAUGAACGUGGGCUGAUGCGCAUGGCUUGGGUCGCAAGAAAAUGCCCAGAAACCUUCGCCUCUGCAGACCGGUCACUUCUCCUCUCGUUUUCAAUCCAGGCCCUCGUCCGGAUGCCGCCAUAGUAGCGUGGUCGAACCACCGAAUCCCCCUGAAACCUUCUCUUCACUGGUUAGCCCGUGCAAUCAGUUCUUCCGCUUUUUGCGGCCCGAGACAGGGGAGGACUCCCCAGUCCUACUCCUCUCUCUUGGGUCGGUGUGCGGAGACGAGAUGCUUGUUGGACGUUCGGAAAGUGCAGACCCACUUGGUAAAAACCGCUUUCUUUCCAACCCUUUUGGGCCACAAGCUGAUCGACGCCUACCUAAAGUGCGGCUGCGUGGGCGACGCUCGCGACGUGUUCGACGAAAUGCCUGAACGGCACGUGGUCACCUGGAAUUCUAUGAUCGCUUCUUAUAUCAAGCGGAGGAGAAGUGGAGAAGCUGUCGAGCUUUAUGAGAGGAUGAUGAGGGAGGGAGUCUUUCCCGAUGAGUACACGUUCUCGAGUGUCUUCAAGGCGUUUUCGGACCUUGGUCUGGUGGCCGGCGGUCACAGAGCUCAUGGGCUCGCAGUGGUUUUGGGGUUGGAGGUUUCUAAUGUGUUUGUCGGUAGCGCUCUCGUUGAUAUGUAUGCAAAAUUUGGUAAAAUGAGAGAUGCGCAGUUGGUAGUGGACCGUGUAACAGAGCAAGAUGUGGUUUUGCUUACGGCAUUGAUUGUUGGUUAUGUGCAGCAUGGCGAGGACUUCAAGGCUCAAGAGGUUUUCUUGGAUAUGAUCAGGAAGGGGAUCAAGCCUAAUGAGUUCACUCUUGCAAGCACUUUAAUCGGUUGUGCAAACUCAGCAGAUUUAAAAUCUGGUAAAUUGAUUCAUGCGUGUAUAGUCAAAACCGGCUUUGACUAUGCAACCGCUUCACAAACUUCGCUCUUGACAAUGUACUCGAAAUGUGGGAUGGUUGAUGACUCCUUCAAGGUGUUCAAUGAUUUGGCUAACCCAAACCUGGUGACAUGGACAUCUCUCAUUGUAGGUCUUGUGCAAAAUGGAAGGGAAGAGAUUGCUCUUUUGAAAUUUCGGGAAAUGUUGCAGAAUUCUGUAAAUCCUAAUUCUUUCACACUAUCAAGUAUUCUUCGAGCAUGUUCGAGGCUAGCUAUGCUGGAAACAGGAAAACAAAUCCAUGCAGUUCUCACAAAAUAUGGAUUAGUUAGAAAUGGUUUUGCUGGAGCAGCACUUAUUGACCUGUAUGGAAAAUGUGGAACGGCAGAAAUGGCGAGGUCGGUCUUUGACCAGUUGAUAGAUAUAGACAUGGUGUCUAUGAACACCAUGAUAUAUAGCUACGCUGUUAAUGGUCUGGGACAGGAAGCACUUGAAUUGUAUAGUAGGAUGAAAGAUUUGGGGCUUGAGCAAAAUCAGGUGACAUUUGUGGCUGUUCUUUUGGCAUGCAGCAAUGCAGGUUUGGUUGAAGAGGGUCAGCAGAUCUUUUCAUACUUACGAGACAGUCGUGAAACAGAAUUGAGAAGGGAUCAUUACGCAUGCAUGGUUGAUUUACUGGGGAGGUCGGGAAGACUUGAAGAGGCAGAAAUGCUGGUGACACAAAUAAAAAAUCCAGAUCUUGUUGUGUGGAGGGCACUGUUAAGUGCAUGUAGGGUUCAUGGAGAUGUGAAAAUGGCAGAGAGAGCUAUGAAGAAAGUGCUUGAACUAGCACCAGGAGAUGAAGGAACGCAUGUGCUUUUGUCAAAUAUAUAUGCCUCGACUUGCAAUUGGAGUCAGCUUAUUGAGAUGAAAAGCACGAUGAGGGAGAUGAAACUGAAGAAGAACCCUGCAAUGAGUUGGGUUGAAGUUGAUAGAGAAGUUCAUACAUUCAUGGCUGGUGAUUUAUCUCACUUGGGAUCGAAAGAGAUACUCGACACGCUGGAAGAACUGAUUGAGAAAGUUAGAAAUCUUGGUUAUGUCCCGGACACAAGGUAUGUGUUACAGGAUUUGGAUGAAGAGAAAAAGGAGACAUCACUGUAUUACCACAGCGAGAAACUGGCCUUAGCUUUUGCUUUAUCAAGGACUAAAAAUAAGACCAGCAGUGUCAGGAUUCUUAAGAAUCUUAGAGUUUGUGGGGAUUGUCAUUCUUGGAUGAAAUAUGUCUCUGUUGCUGUAGGAAGAGAAAUUGUCGCAAGAGAUUCAAAGAGAUAUCAUCAUAUUAAGGAUGGCCUGUGUUCUUGCAGAGAUUAUUGGUGAAUCAGUUUCUGAUUCUUCAUAAUUAACAUAAAAUCUCCACCGCAUCAUUGAUGUAACUGUGCUCCGUGGAGGCACACUGUUGAUCUCCACAGAGUAAUCGCCCGAACAUUUAUCUUCCCACUGGGUCAGCAUUUGAGUGACUGGUAAAGAAGGGGUGCAGUUUUAUGAUCUUUACAUCAUGGACAACUUUGAAUAAGGAAGUUCUGGAGAGAAUGUAUCGUAAGUUUCUAUUUGAAAGCUCCAGAAAAUGUAUGGUGGAAAUAGGAGCUUUGACCUUGACACAAGAAGAAAAAUCGGAGAACAAGUUACACUCAGCCAUGGUCUGGGGAUGGAGAAAAGGUAUCUUAAAGUUAAGAUGCCGACAAUUUUGUAUUCUAAAGGUCUUGAGUAAAGCAUCAGCAGAGAAGUGUAUACAUUUAUGUUUAGAUGCUCCAUUCUUUGUCAUCAAAAUUGACCUCAUAUGCUCGUAUAAGAGAUCAUGCAAAUUUCGCUUGGUGAAUUUAUAGUGAUUUGGCUA
Molecule: messenger RNA, 2866 nt
Organism: Eucalyptus grandis
Lineage: Eukaryota; Viridiplantae; Streptophyta; Magnoliopsida; Myrtales; Myrtaceae
Product: pentatricopeptide repeat-containing protein At5g65570
Exons: 1
Coding region: 136-2349 (737 amino acids)
Biological process (GO): RNA modification
Molecular function (GO): RNA binding; protein binding; zinc ion binding
Source: RefSeq, a predicted model, not a curated record